Molecule: messenger RNA, 2303 nt
Organism: Menidia menidia (Atlantic silverside)
Lineage: Eukaryota; Metazoa; Chordata; Actinopteri; Atheriniformes; Atherinopsidae
Source: the annotation of a GenBank genome assembly
CGGCAUCAUCGUUGCCAUUUGUCUUGCUCCCUACCUUUUCUCACUCGCUGUGAAUCCUCUUAGAGGUGGAUUAUUGGACUAAGAUGUCCACACAGAGAAGGAAAGAGAUACAGAGUGAGAGAAAGCCACAGGAGGAGAUAAAGAUCUAGGAGAAUAAGAAAAUGGAGAGAACCCCUUGGCUCAUGGCGAGCCAGAAUUGGGGUAGAAGAUGGUGUGUUGCUGGGGUAGAGCCAGCAGAGCCUCACAUGGUGAAGCACAUGCUCCUGUGUCCCACGCCCGCCCUCACUGACAAGGCAGGGACAGACUAACCCCAUGACAGCAAUGGCUUUCCUGACCUCAACUCACCCCACCAGCUGGAACGUGUGCUCUGCUCUCUAUAUCUUCAUCUUGUUGCUCCCAGAGGCUAAAGCAGCCACUCUGGAUGAUUCCACACCACAAAACGGUGGAGGCUCACAAUGUGGGGAGUACUCGAACCAGCUGAUGGAGAAUGGGAUGUGUCGGCUUGUCGCCACUCUGCCUCAGCUGGAUGAAAGGAGAUGCCCGGACAUGUUUCGCUGCACGGAUGAGGUUUCCUAUUGGCUGCAUGAGAAUGAGGAGAGAAAAGAUCAGAUUGUGGCGCUGAAGGAAACCAUCUCUGAGCUGCAGGAGGAGCUGAGGAAUCACCGACACCGCAUCAAAGUACUCGAGAUGCAGAGUGAAGAGAAAAUCCACCUAAACAUCUCACUGGAGCAGCGUUUCCAUGAGCUGGAGGUCCACUAUGCUGAGGCCACCUCCCUGCUGCAUCUGCAGGGGACUCUGAUCCUUGACCUGCAGAAUCAACUGCACAAUCUGACACUCCUUGUGGAUACAGUGAAAAGAAGCCCUGGCUGUUCGAUCAACACAGUCCGCCCCAAUCCUCUUCUAAAUACUCAGGAAUCUAUGCACCCAGAUACCCACUAUGUUGGUAACUGUCCCAUUGACUGUGCUUCUAUCUACUACAAUGGAAUAAGGAGGUCAGGCCUCUACACUGUGGUGCCAGCACAAGCAGGCUUGCCUGUCGAGGUUUACUGUGAUAUGGACACAGAUGGUGGUGGCUGGACUGUGAUCCAGCGCCGAGUCGACGGCUCUGUGAGCUUUGACCGCAGCUGGAGAGAUUACAGGGAUGGAUUUGGUGACUUGCACUCAGAGUUCUGGCUGGGUAACAACCACAUACAUGACCUGAGUAUCCAGGGAGACUACAGCCUCCGUAUCGACCUGGAGGAUUGGAGCAUCCAGCACAAGCAUGCCCUCUACCAGAGCUUCAGGUUGGUUUUUGUCCGUGAAAGCAGCCGACAAACGCUGCAGACCUCCAGUCUCUCAUGUUUGCUCCAUAACCGUUCAUGCGUAUGCAGUGUGGAGGAUGAGGAGCAUCAGUACCGGCUUCACGUGUCCGGCUUCAGUGGAACUGUGCAGGACUCCUUCAGCUGGUACCAUGACAAGCAGGGCUUCAGUACACCAGACAGUGGCAACAUCUGUGCCGAGAUCUCACACGGUGGCUGGUGGUACAAUCAGUGUUUCUAUGCCAACCUUAAUGGAGUCUACUACAGGGGAGGUCAUUACACACCAAAAGGGCGAGGCCCGUUGGGUCCCGAUGGAAUCGUUUGGUACUCCUGGAAAGACUCGGACUAUUACUCCAUGCGCAAAGUCAGCAUGAUGAUCCGACCACGCAAUUUCCAAAGCCGUCUGUCACCGUGAGCUCGUGUCAACACGUCAGCCGGGUGGACACGGGCCGUAGCAUCCCCUACAGCUGUGAGGACGACACCGUGCGGAAACACAAGCGUCAUGGUGCUGCUGAUCAAAAGCAAAAAUCGUUUGUCGGUCUGUGGCAUUUUUUUUUUUUUAAAACAAUGCACAUCUGCAAAUGGAUUCAUGAUCAGGAAUAUAUUUUUGAAGACUCAAACAAGGUUUUUCUUUUCCUCAAUCAGGGGAAGUCAAUGCUUCAUUUUAUACUCCACUUUUGUACGUUAGGUUGAUAUUUCAUCACUUUUUGCAGUCCGGCCAAGAGCAGGUACUUUCAAGAAGUUCCGAGAGAGUAAAGUUGUUCAGUUUGUGUGAGCUCCAAAGAGAAGGUUCCUGCCCCUGCAGAGCACCUCGGACUCUUGUGAAUACAUGGCUCAUGUGUUAAUGCAUUUUUAUGAAUACUCUUUCAUCAGUUAAAUUUUUUCUGAAGUUUAUUGAGUAAUUAAUUAAACUAAGUGUGUAAGAAUAAAAGAGGGUUGCAGAAAGUGUUUUAAGACUAUUAAAAAGCAUUGAAAUUGGGAAACAUGCUCUGGUCUUAAUUCAGU